Molecule: messenger RNA, 2818 nt
Organism: Leptonychotes weddellii (Weddell seal)
Lineage: Eukaryota; Metazoa; Chordata; Mammalia; Carnivora; Phocidae
Source: RefSeq, a predicted model, not a curated record
AUGCCGGGCAUCUGGGAUGUUGUCUUCCCGGGAUCCCUGCAUGUUCGGGAGUCACGGCGGGGGCCUGGCCACCUCUCACGCCUGCCCUUCCCGUCUCCCUCCAUCAUCCACAGCCUAGACCUGUCCGAGUUGGCCAAAGCCGCCAAGAAGAAGCUGCAGGCGCUCAGCAACCGGCUUUUUGAGGAACUUGCCAUGGAUGUGUAUGACGAGGUGGAUAGAAGAGAAAAUGACGCCGUGUGGCUGGCUACCCAAAACCACAGCACCCUGGUGACGGAGCGCAGUGCUGUGCCCUUCCUGCCUGUGAACCCCGAGUACUCAGCCACACGGAAUCAGGGGCGGCAGAAGUUGGCCCGCUUUAAUGCCCGAGAGUUUGCCACCCUGAUCAUUGACAUUCUCAGUGAGGCCAAGCGGAGACAGCAAGGCAAGAGCCUGAGCAGCCCCACAGACAACCUCGAGCUCUCUGCGCGGAGCCAGAGCGACCUCGACGACCAACACGACUACGACAGUGUGGCCUCGGACGAGGACACGGACCAGGAACCCCUGCGCGGCGCUGGUGCCACUAGGAACAACCGUGCCCGGAGCAUGGACUCCUCAGACCUCUCCGAUGGGGCCGUGACUCUGCAGGAGUAUCUGGAGCUGAAGAAGGCUCUGGCUACCUCCGAGGCCAAGGUGCAACAGCUCAUGAAGGUCAACAGCAGCUUGAGUGAUGAGCUCCGGAGGCUGCAGAGGGAGAUCCACAAGCUGCAGGCAGAGAAUCUGCAGAUCCGGCAGCCGCCGGGGCCGGUGCCCACACCCCCACUGCCCAGCGAGCGGGCGGAACAUACAUCGAUGGGGCCUGGGGGGAGCACCCACCGCAGGGACCGCCAGGCCUUCUCCAUGUAUGAACCAGGCUCCGCCCUGAAGCCCUUUGGGGGCCCACCUGGGGACGAGCUCACCACCCGGCUCCAGCCUUUCCACAGCACUGAGCUGGAGGACGACGCCAUCUAUUCAGUACACGUCCCUGCCGGCCUUUACCGGAUCCGGAAGGGGGUGUCGGCCUCCGCUGUGCCCUUCACUCCCUCCUCCCCACUCCUGUCCUGCUCCCAGGAAGGAAGCCGCCACACGAGCAAGCUUUCCCGCCACGGCAGCGGUGCCGACAGCGACUACGAGAACACGCAAAGUGGGGACCCGCUGCUCGGACUGGAAGGGAAGAGGUUUCUGGAGCUGGGCAAGGAAGAAGACUUCCACCCGGAGUUGGAAAGCCUGGAUGGAGACCUCGACCCUGGGCUUCCCAGCACGGAGGAUGUCAUCCUGAAGACGGAACAGGUCACCAAGAACAUUCAGGAAUUGUUGCGGGCUGCCCAAGAAUUCAAGCACGACAGCUUUGUGCCCUGCUCAGAGAAGAUCCAUUUGGCUGUGACUGAGAUGGCCUCUCUCUUCCCCAAGAGGCCCGCCCUGGAGCCUGUGCGCAGCUCGCUGCGGCUGCUCAACGCCAGUGCCUGCCGGCUGCAGAGCGAGUGCCGGAAGACCGUGCCCCCGGAGCCCGGCGCCCCUGUGGACUUCCAGCUGCUGACUCAGCAGGUGAUCCAGUGCGCCUAUGACAUCGCCAAGGCUGCCAAGCAGCUGGUCACCAUCACCACCCGAGAAAAGAAGCAGUGACCACUCUCCCUGCACCCUCGCCUGCACCCUGGGACCUCACUGGCCGUGGGAGCUGGGCCACUCCAGACACUCAUCCCCACCCUAACAGAGCCACUGGCGCAAGUGCCCUUCGUGCUGCCACUCCCCCUGGCAGCCAGGCGCCCUGGUGCCCGCCCCCCCUGCAGCCCCCACAUUCCAUGCACCUCCCCCUGUACAUAGCAUUCCCCUCCCGCCCCCCCAGCGUGCAGGGGCCUGUAAGGCAUCACUCCCAGCCCCUAGCCCUCUGGGGCACCCUCAGCAAAGGGUCGGGUGGGGACACUCCAAGUGGGGCCAUUCCCCCUACAGGCACCCCACCCCCAUGAGCCAGUUCAGCCCUACUGGGGGCUGAGCGGGGGCAUCCCCUCCUUUGUACAUAAUCUCUGGAUGUCCCCGCCCUGUAGCCACCAGCCCCCCUGCUGCUCUCCUUUAAUGCCAAACGGCCCCUGCCUAGAGCACAGGCCCCAACCUGUGUUCCCAGGGUCCCUAGCAGCAAACACUGGAAAUUGUUCUUUGUUUUUUGGGUUUUUUUUUCCUCUCUCUCCUCUUCCACUCCUUAAUUUUAACAUUGUGGUAACUGAGUGUCCCUGCGUGCCUGUGUGCGUGUGCGGGGCGGCAGUGCCGUUCCGGAGGCCUGGCCCAUCUGGAGUUCUGUGAAGGGUGAGGGGACCGGAGCAGCAGGACCAGUGUUGGGGGUCAGCCCCCCUUCCCCAUUCUCGGGGCCAGGGACUGCUGGUAACCAGCUGGGGUCCAACCCGUUGCCUCCCCUCAUCUGUCCCCCCCACUCCUGACCCCUUCUCCAUGAACUUAACAACAAAAACCACUUCCCUGCAUCUCACCCCCCCCUCCCUUGUGGAGGGGGGUGUGCUGGCUGGGGCAGAGAACUGAGCACCUGAGCCUGGGGCUGGCUCCCCGGGGUCCCUGACUCAGCUGAGAGCCCCCUCCCCAUAACCUCUUGAGAGGCCAGCACCUGCGCCGCGGCAUCCGGGUAUCUGGGAUCUGGGCUGCAGCCUGAGGUUGGAGACGCAGAUGGCAGGGCCUACCAGCUCUCCUCCCUGUCCCGCCUCUGUCCCGGGGGCCAGGUUUUACCUGUGUGGUGGUGGGUGGGCUGACUGUCAAGAAGUGUGUCAUGUACCUUUGUAUCAAAAAUAAAUAAGUGACCAUG